CUGGCAGGGACAGCUGCAGACAGGGGCCGAACCAGCUUUGUUACCAGGGUGGCGCCCGCUCUCCAUCCAGGCCCUGUUCAGCUCCUGCCCGACUCUGCUUUCCUUCCCGGGGCUCAGUGGGCAACCGGCACUGUGGGUCCUAUGCCAUGAGGGCCUAGAGGCACAGAGAGCCACCAGGGUCCCCCCGUGAGCCUCAGGGCUUUGAGGAAAAUGGGGCAGGACCAGACAAAGCAGCAGAUUGAGAAGGGGCUGCAACUGUACCAGUCCAACCAGACUGAAAAGGCGCUGCAGGUGUGGAUGAAGGUCCUGGAGAAGAGCUCUGACCUCGUGGGGCGCUUCCGUGUGUUGGGCUGCCUGGUCACAGCCCACUCGGAGAUGGGCCGCUACAAAGAGAUGCUGAAGUUUGCCGUGGUCCAGAUCGACACUGCCCGGGAACUGGAGGAUGCCGACUUCCUCCUGGAGAGCUACCUGAACCUGGCGCGCAGCAAUGAGAAGCUAUGCGAGUUUCACAAGACCAUCUCCUACUGCAAGACCUGCCUCGGUCUGCCUGGCACCAGGGCAGCCGCCCAGCUGGGGGGCCAGGUCAGCCUGAGCAUGGGCAAUGCCUUCCUGGGCCUCAGCCUCUUCCAGAAAGCCCUGGAGAGUUUCGAGAAGGCCCUGCGCUACGCCCACAACAACGAUGAUACCAUGCUCGAGUGCCGCGUCUGCUGCAGCCUGGGCAGCUUCUACGCCCAGGUCAAGGACUACGAGAAAGCCCUGUUCUUCCCCUGCAAGGCCGCGGAGCUUGUCAACGACUAUGGCAAAGGCUGGAGCCUCAAGUACCGGGCCAUGAGCCAGUAUCACAUGGCCGUGGCCUACCGCCUGCUGGGCCACCUGGGCAGUGCCAUGGAGUGUUGUGAGGAAUCCAUGAAGAUCGCUCUGCAGCAUGGGGACCGGCCGCUGCAGGCGCUCUGCCUACUCUGCUUCGCUGACAUCCACCGAAGCCGAGGGGACCUGGAGACAGCCUUCCCCAGGUACGACUCUGCCAUGAGCAUCAUGACUGAAAUUGGAAACCGCCUGGGGCAGGUGCAAGUGCUACUGGGUGUGGCCAAGUGCUGGGUGGCCAGGAAGGCGCUGGACAAGGCUCUGGACGCCAUCGAGAGAGCCCAGGACCUGGCUGAGGAGGUGGGCAACAAGCUGAGCCAGCUCAAGCUGCACUGCCUGAGCGAGGGCAUCUGCCGCAGCAAGGGGCUGCAGCGGGAGCUGCGAGCCCACGUUGUGCGCUUCCACGAGUGCGUGGAGGAGACGGAGCUCUACUGCGGCCUGUGCGGGGAGUCCAUAGGCGAGAAGAACAGCCGGCUGCAGGCCCUGCCCUGCUCCCACAUUUUCCACCUCAGAUGCCUGCASAACAAUGGGACCCGGAGCUGCCCCAACUGCCGCCGCUCAUCCAUGAAGCCUGGCUUUGUAUGACUUGCAGCAGCAGCAGCCCCCCACAACUCCCGUUGCCCUCCACCAUCAGACUGAAGGCCCAGGUUUGCUCCUGGAGCAGCCACAGGCCUCCUCAGCCAUAGCCAGGGCCUGGGGCCCGCCCACUGCUGCUCCUUCGGGCCCAGCUGCCCUCCCCUGCCUCUUUGUACUUUGCUCUUUAUAGAAAAAUAAAUGGUUUGUACCUGACCCCA
This is a messenger RNA of Urocitellus parryii (Arctic ground squirrel), 1658 nucleotides long. It is a transcript of the gene Rapsn, whose product is annotated as receptor associated protein of the synapse. The record is from RefSeq and is a predicted model, not a curated record. Gene Ontology annotation, molecular function: acetylcholine receptor binding; protein-membrane adaptor activity. Gene Ontology annotation, cellular component: plasma membrane; neuromuscular junction. Gene Ontology annotation, biological process: positive regulation of neuromuscular synaptic transmission; synaptic transmission, cholinergic. NCBI's taxonomy places the organism in Eukaryota, Metazoa, Chordata, Mammalia, Rodentia, Sciuridae.